AAGCGGAAGUGUCAGAGCAGGCGGAAGUGGUACUGCCCUGAAUACCUUGAGCAGCGAGCGGAGGACGGCUUGAUAAAUUCCCAUCGUUCAGAGAAUAAAAUCGGGAUUCCUAGUACGCUCAAAAUCCUAAAAAUGGAUAAGAACGACCUGGUGCAGAAAGCCAAGCUGGCAGAGCAGGCCGAGCGCUACGACGACAUGGCGGCUGCCAUGAAGGACGUGACGGAGCAGGGCCUGGAGCUCAGCAACGAGGAGCGCAACCUGCUCUCUGUCGCCUACAAGAACGUGGUGGGGGCCCGUCGUUCAUCCUGGCGCGUCAUCUCCAGCAUCGAGCAGAAGACGGAGGGGAACGAGAAGAAACAGCAGAUGGCACGCGAUUACCGCGUGAAGAUCGAGGCUGAACUCCAAGAAAUCUGCCAGGACGUGCUGAACCUGCUCGACAGUUUCCUCAUUCUCAAAGCAAGUCAGCCGGAAAGCAAGGUGUUCUACCUCAAAAUGAAAGGAGACUACUUCAGAUACCUGUCAGAGGUGGCCUCUGGGGACUCGAAGAAGGACACGGUGGAGAACUCUCAGCGGGCCUACCAGGACGCCUUCGACAUCAGCAAGAAGGACAUGCAGCCAACACACCCCAUCCGGCUGGGCCUGGCCCUCAACUUCUCCGUCUUCUACUACGAAAUCCUCAACUCGCCCGAGCAGGCCUGCUCUCUGGCCAAGCAGGCUUUCGACGAGGCGAUCGCCGAGCUCGACACCUUGAACGAGGACUCGUACAAAGACAGCACGCUGAUCAUGCAGCUACUAAGGGACAACCUGACUCUGUGGACAUCAGAAAACCAGGGAGACGACGGCGAAGGCGUCGAAGGAGAGAACUAGAGCGCACUUCACUGUUAACCCAUCCCCACUCUCUUCCUCCUCCUCUUAUCUCUCUUCCUCUUUCUUCUCUUCUUCCUCUCUUCGUACACAUAAACAGCCCGUUCAUUCCCUCGUCUCACUUUUUCAAGCCCGGCCUCCCGAUUUCCCUUCUGUAUAACCAACAGCAUGAAUAGUACCUGACCUUCACAAACGGAUUUAAAAAAAAAAAAAAAAAAAGGAGGGGGGAAAAAAGAGAAACUCAUCAGCCCACGAUCCCUCCGUCCCUCCUCCCGCCCCCCCUCGAUGAUGGCACUCCAAGGCAGGCCAGCAGACUAAAACCCCUGGCCAGUCUAGUCUUAUAGCACGCACGGAGGGUUUUUAUCCAAAACCACAAAUCAUGUCUUUUAGAGCCCACAUUCCCCCGUUUUUUACCCCCCUCAUUUAAUCUUCCUCCGUUCCUUCUGUUCUUCCCUCACUCCUCUUCCCUCCUUCCUAACAUCUCAGUACGUUCUCUCACCCUCCUCCCUCCCCCUCCUCUCUCUAGCGAGUUAAUGCAUUUAUAUAGUUGUCCAUCCCUUCUCUUUUGGCUUUUUAGUGUACUGGCAAAUGGCUGGUUUUAUUCCACUUUAAACAAAACAAAAGGUUAUUAAACUGUCCGAUUAUUUUCAACAAACACUGUGAUGCUUAGUUUUUCCUCCACCUCGCCACCAGAUCCUCGUUUGAUGGCGAAAACAAUAUUCAGCUGGGAGGGGGUGUGUUUGAACAGCAGUGCAAUUCUGCUGAGGUUUAUACAGAAGGGUCCUCCUACAAGGCUGUAUUGUGACACUGACAAAUCUAAAAACUAAAGUGUUUUAUCUGCUGCGUAAUCAAACACUCACCAUUUUUAUUUCACUUUCUAACCCGGACCCCGACUUUUAUUUGACGCCAUUCUGCAUAUUUCCCGCUCGGAGCUAAAACUGAUUUGAAGCAUGAUUUGAAAGCUAAAAAGCGUACAUUCCAUCUUAAUGUUUGAGAAAACUUUGGACAUUUUCACGACAAACGGGAUCCUCGGAUCCACCUCCCGCCAAGGUGCCGUUGAACAUCAGCACGGCGGUCCCUGACGUUAAUUCCCGAACACGUUCAUUUCCCUUUGCGGUUGCGUUCCUCUUUUUCUGUGUGUGUAUAACAAAUCAAACUCUUCUUUCCAGUUUUUGAAAACUGUAAAAUUGUAAAACAUUUUUAGAGCUUAACUGUAAAUCUGUCUUUUGGAAAACGAAACGGUUUGUCGAUGUUGUCCGUUAACACCUGCUUGCAAUGAAAACCUUGAAGCCGUUACAGUCAGCUGCUGUUUGAUGCUUUGGCAUUUUUUGACCAGAUCAUUUUUUUGGUACUUUUUCUCUCUCCCCUCCCUCUUUACGCCCCCUAGCUGCUUGUACAGACGAGUCUAGAAAAGCCCCACGUUUCCACUCGCUGCUGAACGGUGUGAUUGCACACAUGGAUGCAUGCCGUCAUUUAUCACCACGUAAAUCUGCUGCAAGCGCUGAGUGGGGAAUUCCACCCUCUGUGGAUCGGCACUUAAACUUCCUGCUUCCUCGUUUCCAAAUUGUGAGCGGCAGCGGCGGCAGUCAGGCCUGGCGUCAUUCCUGCGACCUGAUUAAUCUUGAGCAUCGGUUUCGGUGAGCUCACCUGACGUGUCAGAUGAUUUGUCACGCAGAACAGGAAGUGUUUGGAUGAGCCAUCUAUCACAGUCAAUCACAGGCUAAUUUCAGCCAAUCGGAUCAUGGCGAUGUUGAUGCUGAACGCUGGUCAGUCAGGGAAAGAGUGAAAACAUUGUUUCCAUGGAGAACUUCUCCAUCUUCUCUCUCCUUUCAAUGAAGAGAUAAUCUCCAGUGCUGAUUUAAAUUAUAAACUAGAAAGAAACGAGGAAGUGAUUUUUAAGCGUCACCGAACUGUAGUUUGGAUCAUGGUUAAUGUUUUCCGGCUGAAGUUCAUAAACGUGUCAAGUCCACCUUUUAGAUUAUCCUCCGACUGCGUUUAGAAAAGAGAGCCGUCAGCAGUCUUUUGUGGCUCGCUUUCAGAUCUGAUCUUUUACAGUGUGAACAUUCGAGCUGGCAAAAAUCAGGCUACAGCCUGCCAAUAGCAAGAUACUGUCCUUGUUCAAAAGCAGUUCUAAUCCAAAACUAAACUAGUCUUUGGUCCCAAACUUUGAGAAAUCUCGGCUGACCAGAAUGCAGACCCGCGAGUCUGCCAGAGGAUCCUCUUUUUCUUCAAAAGUAGAACUAGUUCAGGAAAUAUUUUUUUCGUCUCCACUCAGUGUCACAAUAACCUUGUCAUCAACCAUCUCGACAUUCCACUCUGUAGGUGUAGAAAAGUCAUGUGUCUCAAUGUUUUUUUUUUCUUUCGCUGGGGACAAAUGUUUUCAUGCACUGAAGUUUAAAAGGUUAAAAAAAAAAUUAUUCCUCCCUGCCGCUCUUUUUCUCGUUAGCUGAACAAAAAGGCAGUUAUUCUACGCUUUAUAAGGAAAAAAAUGAUCCCAUGCAGUAGUGAAUGUGGCACCGAGCCUGUCUGUAUAUCUGGUAUCUCAAAUCAUUUUGUUUUUACUGACCAGUAUUCUGCUUAAAAUAAAAAGAAAAAAAAAAAACAACCCAAAAAAAACAACAAAAAUUUUUUUUGCUUCUGUGACGGUUUUAUUGCUUAGCGCGCACGUGGUUGUGAAAACUUAGACUUAGCUCAAGGACACCAAUAAAAUGAGAAAAUGACAAAAAAGAAAUACCCUUCAACACCUUUCCCCCACCCUGGCUAUUGACGUAAUAUUAGAUUUGUGUAUGUCUUUUAAAAAAAAUGCAGCUCUAGUUUCACCUUACAUGUUAUAAACAGGACAAAAUGUAAAAGACAAUUUAAAGUGAAAUAAAGGUUUUAUCAGUUCCGAA
Chelmon rostratus (copperband butterflyfish) is the source of this 3755-nucleotide messenger RNA. RefSeq names its product tyrosine 3-monooxygenase/tryptophan 5-monooxygenase activation protein, beta polypeptide a (gene ywhaba). Gene Ontology annotation, cellular component: cytoplasm. NCBI's taxonomy places the organism in Eukaryota, Metazoa, Chordata, Actinopteri, Chaetodontiformes, Chaetodontidae. The transcript has 7 exons. The coding region runs from base 133 to 867 and encodes 244 amino acids. Gene Ontology annotation, biological process: signal transduction. The record is from RefSeq and is a predicted model, not a curated record.